Messenger RNA from Lingula anatina, 951 nucleotides. Its product is annotated as protocadherin Fat 4. Lineage: Eukaryota; Metazoa; Brachiopoda; Lingulata; Lingulida; Lingulidae. Gene Ontology annotation, molecular function: calcium ion binding. The record is from RefSeq and is a predicted model, not a curated record. Gene Ontology annotation, biological process: homophilic cell-cell adhesion. Gene Ontology annotation, cellular component: plasma membrane.
AUGCAGCAAGAAAACAAAGCGGGGACAUCGUGGGAUAUGGUGGCCAGACCAUGGACAGACGGCAGAGAGAUACAGGUGGUACCCCCUCUGAAAAUGGAGGCUAAGGAUGCAGGUGCUACCGAUUUGGUUCUUAUGAGGACACUGGCAGCAAGCAGUAGUGUUUUUGCUCAUGUUGGAGGUUUAGACAAGGGUAUGCCUAGUAGAAGGGAGGCUCUGUACCACCUAUUCUCCCUCAGGUUUAUGAAGAAGAGCUGCUCAAUUGUUUACACCAUCAUUAGCAUUGUUGAAAAGUCCGCGCUUUUAUUUAUCACAGUUGAAGAUGUUAAUGAAAACCCACCCAAGUUUACACAACCAGUCUAUUAUGCAAAUGUGUCAGAGCUACAAACGGUGGACAAUGUAGUUUUUACUUUCAAAGGCGAAGCAAAUGACACUGAUAAAACUGGCGAGAUUAAAGAAUAUAACAUAACAAAUUGGAAGGAUUAUUUCAGAACAGGAGGAGUUGCUGCUGAUGGAAAUAUAGUGCUCAUAAAGAAACUAGAUUACGAUAAUGAUAUAAGAACAUUUAAUCUAAUUGUUUGGGCAUUGGAUAAUGGCACCCCUACGUUAUCAGCAAGCACCACACUUGUUGUGAAUGUGAUUGAUGAAGACGACUUGAACCCAGUUUUUGAAAAGGAUUUUUAUGAACUAAGUGCACUUGAAAAUACAACUCUUGAUUCAUUAUUUGUGCAUCCACCAAUCCAUGCUUAUGAUGCUGAUCUGGGUAUCAACCAAACUGUUAUGUAUGAGAUUUCCUCAGUUUAUCCGCCAAAGUAUGAAAGCUACUUCCAAGUGAACAAUGAAUCCGGGGUACUCCAGGUGGUGCAAAAACUUGACAGAGAACAGAUAGAUGCAGUAACAAUACAGUUGAAGCAAUUGGAUAACAUUCGUGAUAAUGUUAGUUUUUAUGUGUAA